Nomascus leucogenys (northern white-cheeked gibbon) is the source of this 2165-nucleotide messenger RNA. Its product is annotated as NADPH:adrenodoxin oxidoreductase, mitochondrial-like. Lineage: Eukaryota; Metazoa; Chordata; Mammalia; Primates; Hylobatidae. The record is from RefSeq and is a predicted model, not a curated record. Gene Ontology annotation, cellular component: mitochondrion. Gene Ontology annotation, biological process: ubiquinone biosynthetic process.
UCUGAGUCGAAACAGGGAUCUGUAGGAAUAAGACGGGUCUAUAUGGGCAAUAUAGCGUUUUGUGGAGAGAGAGGGGUUAGAGGAGGGACACUGUGGGGAGACCCACGGGGGCGAGAUUGGGAUGAUACGGAGGCCGUUGGAAGGAUGUGGGAUUCUAGCCGAUUGGAUAGGGAAUGAAGUGUUGUUGGGCAGGCCAUUGGCAGUGGUGUAGUAGGUUCAUGGGUGAGAUGUGAGGCUCUGGAUGAACCCACAGCCUUUGGGGGUUCAGAUGAAGAGACCCUGCAAAUGCCAAAGCCUUGAGGAACAAGAGAAGGAGGAUGCAGGCUUCUGCCACCAUUUCUCCACAAAGGAGAAGACCCCCCAGAUCUGUGUGGUGGGCAGUGGCCCAGCGGGCUUCUACACGGCCCAACACCUGCUAAAGAGGGUGGAAGCCUUGUGUUCUCAGCCCAAGGUCCUGAACUCUCCUGCUCUGUCUGGGGAAGGGGAGGACCUAGGGGCGUCCCAGCCUCUCUGCCCCACCAGCUGCCACCCUGUUCCCCAGCAGCACCCCCAGGCCCACGUGGACAUCUACGAGAAACAGCCCGUGCCCUUUGGCCUGGUGCGCUUUGGCGUGGCGCCCGAUCACCCCGAGGUGAAGAAUGUCAUCAACACAUUUACCCAGACGGCCCACUCUGGCCGCUGUGCCUUCUGGGGCAACGUGGAGGUGGGCAGGGACGUGACGGUGCCGGAGCUGCGGGAGGCCUACCAUGCUGUGGUGCUGAGCUACGGGGCAGAGGACUAUCGGGCCCUGGAAAUUCCUGGUGAGGAGCUGCCAGGUGUGUGCUCCGCCCGGGCCUUUGUGGGCUGGUACAACGGGCUUCCUGAGAACCAGGAGCUGGAGCCAGACCUGAGCUGUGACACAGCCGUGAUUCUGGGGCAGGGGAACGUGGCUCUGGACGUGGCCCGCAUCCUACUGACCCCACCCGAGCACCUGGAGAGAACAGACAUCACGAAGGCAGCCCUGGUUGUACUGAGGCAGAGUCGAGUGAAGACAGUGUGGCUAGUGGGCUGGCGUGGACCCCUGCAAGUGGCCUUCACCAUUAAGGAGCUUCGGGAGAUGAUUCAGUUACCGGGAGCCCGGCCCAUUUUGGAUCCUGCGGAUUUCUUGGGUCUCCAGGACAAGAUCAAAGAGGUCCCCCGCCCAAGGAAGCGGCUGACGGAACUGCUGCUUCGAACGGCCACAGAGAAGCCAGGGCCGGAGGAGGCUGCCCGCCAGGCAUCGGCCUCCCGUGCCUGGGGCCUCCGCUUUUUCCGAAGCCCCCAGCAGGUGCUGCCCUCACCAGAUGGGCGGCGGGCAGCAGGUGUCCGCCUAGCAGUCACUAGACUGGAGGGUGUCCAUGAGGCCACCCGUGCAGUGCCCACGGGAGACAUGGAAGACCUCCCUUGUGGGCUGGUGCUCAGCAGCAUUGACUAUAAGAGCCGCCCUGUCGACCCGAGCGUGCCCUUUGACUCCAAGCUUGGGGUCAUCCCCAAUGUGGAGGGCCGGGUUCUGGAUGUGCCAGGCCUCUACUGCAGCGGCUGGGUGAAGAGAGGACCUACAGGUGUCAUAGCCACAACCAUGACUGACAGCUUCCUCACCGGCCAGAUGCUGCUGCAGGACCUGAAGGCUGGGCUGCUGCCCUCUGGCCCCAGGCCUGGCUACGCAGCCAUCCAGGCCCUGCUCAGCAGCCGAGGGGUCCGGCCAGUCUCUUUCUCAGACUGGGAGAAGCUGGAUGCCGAGGAGGUGGCCCGGGGCCAGGGCACAGGGAAGCCCAGGGAGAAGCUGGUGGAUCCUCAGGAGAUGCUGCGCCUGCUGGGGCACUGAGCCCAGCCCCCGCCCCCGCCCCCAGCAGGGAAGGAGUGAGUGUUGGGAGGGGAAGGGCUGGGUCCGUCUGAGUGGGACUGUGCACCUCUGCUGAUCCCGGCCGGCCCUGGCUUGGAGGCUUGGCUGCUCUUCCAGCGUCUCUCCUCCCUCCUGGGGAAGGUCGCCCUUGCGCGCAAGGUUUUAGCUUUCAGCAACUGAGGUAACCUUAGGGACAGGUGGAGGUGUGGGCCGAUCUAACCCCUUACCCACCUCUCUACUGCUGGACUGUGGAGGGUCACCAGGUUGGGAACAUGCUGGAAAUAAAACAGCUGCAACCAAGGGC